Molecule: messenger RNA, 611 nt
Organism: Macroventuria anomochaeta
Lineage: Eukaryota; Fungi; Ascomycota; Dothideomycetes; Pleosporales; Didymellaceae
Exons: 1
Coding region: 177-572 (131 amino acids)
Source: RefSeq, a predicted model, not a curated record
AAUAUUAUCCAAGUAGCGAUCUCACGCGACCUCAACAAACGGAAGAUGUUGCAUACUUCUCACGGUGCAAAUGACCUCGAGGUCGUCCAGAGAAACGCCUUGGGUUUUGCUAACCCGGGUGUCAACACCAACCGCUGGCUUUUAUUUGGUAAACAUCUUAGCCUUCUUAACCAUUCAUGCAUCCCAAUGCUGUCGUGAGCGAUGCUUGUAAGCAAACGGGUAAGGAUCUCGGGUCCAUGCGACUUGUUGCAACCCGUGACAUCGUAGCCGGCGAGGAGAUAUUGAUGGAAUACAACAGAGGCUCAGCCGACUUCUGGCUACCCCUUCGCGAUGAACGCCGAAGAUUUCUGCAGGAGCAUUGGAGUUUCACCUGUCAGUGCAUCGGUUGCCGUGACGAGAACCACCGGCAGUUCGACGGAGAAUGUCUCAAGAUUUUGACUUUGCAGAACCAGAUCAGAACUCGUCUGCCUGCUCAGCGUCGAUCGAGCCUCACGCAUAUCGCGGUAGGUGGUGUCAUCUCAGACUCUACAUCGACUAUCUCAUUCGCCAUGGUUAUUCAGACUAUAGGCUAACCGAAGCUUGAGUAUAAGGUACAUCUCGAAAGUCGGAAC